ACCUAAAUUGUUAAUGUGUGGUGUCUUAGGCAACGACCUGGCGCUGUUUAUAGCCAGCGGUAAAGACAACAUAACGCAUUAAUUACAGUUUUAUUACUUCUUUUAUCUUUAUUUUAACCGAACGACAGAAAGAUGGAGAGGUCUGAGGAAAAUCCAGCUGCCCAAAGGCAGGAGGCUGCAACGUGCUUCAAAGCUUUCCUGUUGAAGAACAGCACAAAAACAAACAUUAACCUCUACGAUCAUCUGGUUCGCCUGCUAACCAGAGUGAUGGACGAGCGACCAGAGAACGCGGUAGAUGUGAUUGAAGAUCUGAGUCUGGAGGUUAAGCGUAGCAUGUGGCAGGACAAGCAGAGCACGCUGCGGGAAGCAGAGCACACAACAUCAUCUGAGCUGCUGGCCGAGCGACAGAGAGCACUGUUUAACCAUGGGGACGAGAAAGAACAUGAAGAGUUGGAGACACCCCUGCCCAAUUUGGCCGAGAUUAACUUCUUUCUGGAGCAGAUUGGGGUUGGUCUGGGACGGGAAGAGAUGCACAGGAUCCAUCUGUCCCUGAAGCAGCUAGUAGACAUUCAGCCCCUGCAACGCUGCCGAUUCUGGGGCAAAAUCCUGGGUAUUGAAGGGAACUACAUAGUGGCUGAAGUUGAAUUCAGGGAUGGAGAUAAUGAAGAAGAAGAGGAAGAAGAAGAAGAAGAAGAGGAAGGGCAAGAAUACAACGCUCAUGAAGAGGAUGAGCUAGAUCCUGUCCCCAAAUCAAGCUACAAACAACCUGCCCCAGUCCCAAAAGAACCUCGUCGCUCCGGCACCAACAAGUUCACCUAUUUUGUGUGCAGUGAGCCGGGCUUGCCCUGGGUCCGCCUUCCUGACAUCACUCCAGCUCAGAUCACAGCUGCGCGACAAAUUCGUAAGUUCUUAACUGGGCGCCUGGACACGCCCAUCGUGAGCUAUCCGCCAUUCCCUGGUAAUGAAGCCAACUACCUGCGUGCCCAGAUUGCCCGCAUCUCAGCAGGCACCCAGGUCAGUCCACUGGGUUUCUAUCAGUUCAGGGAGGAGGAGGGUGAAGAGGAGGAAGAGGGAGCGCGAGACAGUGUCGAGGAGAACCUGGACUUCGAGGGUAUCCCGGUGCAAGACAUGGCCGAUUCGCUGUCGGCGUGGGUUCACCACACCCAGCACAUUCUCAUGCAGGGUCGUUGUGUGUGGGUCAAUCUGGCUGAAAAUUUAGAUAAUGUCCGUGACGAAGAUGCAGAGGAAGAGGAGAAGGAAGAAGAGCCUGAUGAGCCCGAGCCUGAGAUUGGUCCGCCGCUUCUCACACCACUGUCAGAGGAUGCAGAGGUUAAUAAUACUGCUCCCUGGAGUCCCAGGAUCUCUUCAAAUCUAAUCUCCCAGUACGCCGUUGCUUAUGUGCGCUCCAACUUGUGGCCUGGAGCCUAUGCGUAUGCGUGUGGCAAGAAAUUCGAGAACAUUUACAUUGGCUGGGGGCUGAAGUACUUGGGUGAGGCCUUUACCCCAGCACUGCCUCAUCCUCCAGAGCCCGAGUACCCCAGUGGCCCCGAGAUUUCAGAGGCACUGGACCCCAGUCUGCAGGAGGAAGAGGCUCUGAAGGAAGCACAUGAGGAAAAGCAGGCUGCGCUGGAGGACAACGAUGCAGAGGAAGAGGAAGAAGAGGAGGAAGAUUAAAACUAAAUGACACACAGUGAACCGACAUCAUUAACUGUUAUUAUACAAUGGUCGAUUCCUAUUGGCCAAAUGACCAAUUGUUUAAUGACCAAUUAGGUUACAACCAAUAAAGUAACGGAUUUAUUACAAAA
Messenger RNA from Tachysurus fulvidraco (yellow catfish), 1805 nucleotides. RefSeq names its product radial spoke head component 4A (gene rsph4a). NCBI's taxonomy places the organism in Eukaryota, Metazoa, Chordata, Actinopteri, Siluriformes, Bagridae. The coding region runs from base 133 to 1674 and encodes 513 amino acids. Gene Ontology annotation, cellular component: radial spoke; axoneme. Gene Ontology annotation, biological process: cilium assembly; cilium movement involved in cell motility; axoneme assembly. The record is from RefSeq and is a predicted model, not a curated record. The transcript is spliced from 7 exons.